Molecule: messenger RNA, 1047 nt
Organism: Pleuronectes platessa (European plaice)
Lineage: Eukaryota; Metazoa; Chordata; Actinopteri; Pleuronectiformes; Pleuronectidae
Product: peripherin-2-like
Exons: 4
Coding region: 1-1047 (348 amino acids)
Biological process (GO): visual perception
Cellular component (GO): membrane
Source: RefSeq, a predicted model, not a curated record
AUGGUGGUGAUGAAGAUGAAGUUCCCCUUUGAGAAAAGGGUGAAGCUGGCCCAGGGACUGUGGCUCCUCUCCUGGAGUGCCACAGUGGCCGGGGCCAUGACCUUCACCCUGGGGUGCCUACUGAAGACGGAGCUCCGCAGACGGUCAGAGGUAAUGGAGAAUGGAGACAUCCAUGUUGUGCCCAACACCCUGAUGAUAGUUGGUCUGGCCUCCUUGGGGAUCAACUACUUUGCUUCAAAGAUCUGUCAAGAUGCCCUGGAGGCCGGGCGAUUCCCUCGCUGGAAGAACUUCUUGAAGCCCUACUUCGCCAUCUCCUGUUUCUUCACUGUCCUCAUGCUGCUAGCUGUCAUCAUGAGCUACGCAAUGAAGGGCAGCCUGGAGUCUUCCCUGAAGGGCGGCCUGAAGAACGGCAUCCGAUUCUACAAGGACACAGACACCCCGGGCCGCUGCUUCCAGAAGCAGACCAUCGAUCGGCUGCAGCUUGAGUUUAAGUGUUGUGGAAACAGUGACUACAGGGACUGGUUCGAGGUCCAGUGGAUCAGCAACCGCUACCUGGAUUUCAGCUCUAAGGAAGUCAAAGACCGCAUCAAGAGCAACGUGGAUGGCCGUUACUUGGUAGACGGUGUCCCGUUCAGCUGUUGCAACCCCAGCUCUCCACGGCCGUGCAUCCAGUAUCAGCUCACCAACGACUCGGCUCACUACAACUAUGAAUACCAGACGGAGGAGCUCAACAUCUACCUCCGAGGCUGCAGAGAGGCCCUGGUCAACUACUAUAUGGGUCUGAUGAACACCAUCGGGGCUGGAGUGCUGUCAGUCUUAGUCUUACAGGCUUCUGUACUGGUGAGCUUGCGGUUCCUGCAGACCGCCAUGGAGGCCGUGGAAGGGAAGGAAAACACAGAGAUUGAGACCGAAGGCUACCUGCUGGAGAAAAGCGUGAAAGACACCUUCAUGGAGUUCAUAAACCCUGUGCUGAAGUUCUUCAUGCUCACAAACCAGGUGGAAGAGGGCACUACUGCAGCAGGGGAGACCCCCGCGGCCACGGCCUAA